UUUUGUCUAGUUCCAAUGGUGCGAAUGUUGGAAGCAUGGAAGCAAAGCAAAGGCCUAGAACGGCGGCAACCCAUCCCCUUUAUCAUCAAAUCCCCACAUCGUCCCCACAAAUAAUUCACCAACUUGACACACAGAGAGAGAGAGGUGCAGAGUAAAUUGGUAUAUGAGAUUUACAGGGUCAUAGCUAAUAAAUUGGUCUCCUUGAAAGGAAAAUCUAUAAGCAUCACAGAGUUUUCGGGGUAAGGUGUUUGUUAGAUAUUUGGGAAAGAGAGCUUCCCAGAAAGGAAAAAGUGGUUUGCUUUGCUUCAUUAUUAUGAGCAUGGAUUAUCAUAGCGUCUCAGACAAGGCAGCAGCAGCCAAAGAAGACCUUGUGAGUAGGAGAGGAGGUCAUAACACUAGUGUUGAUGAAACCAAGCUGAUGAUGAUGACGAAUAUGGUCCAUCAUCAUGAUAAUCACCAUCGUUCAUUAACCCCAUCAUGUAUGAAUACUACCGGUGAUGGUGAUGGUCCCAUAUAUAACAGCAGUGAUAUAUACGAUGUUGUUGUUCCUGUUGAUGCUGGUGGUUCUGGUGCUGCUGCUAGUGGUGGUGCUGUUGGUGUAAGAACUUUAUCCUCUGGAAACAUGGCAGCAGCUUUGGGGUAUCCUUUUACAAAUGCGCAGUUGAAUGAGCUAGAGAGACAAGCAAUGGUAUACAAAUACAUUGUGGCCUCUGUUCCUGUGCCUCCUCCCUCUGUUCCUGUGCCUCCUCAACUUCUCUUUCCCAGAACUUACUCAGACCCAUCUGCACCCAACUCUUCCUGUGGAGGCCUCAAUCUGAGGUUGUCGAAUGGGGCAGAUCUUGAGCCAGGACGGUGCAGGAGAACAGAUGGGAAGAAAUGGAGGUGCUCAAGAGAUGUGGCGCCUGACCACAAGUACUGUGAGCGUCACAUGCACAGAGGUCGUCCCCGUUCAAGAAAGCAUGUGGAACUUCAAGCCAACAAGAAGACUCGUUAUGGUUAUAAUCCUUCUGUCAACAACAUCAAUACUGGUAGUAGCUCUGCAUCUCAGUUCGUUGGAGCUGUUUCGGAAGCAUUUCCACAAACACCUUGGUGUACUGAUAAAACCAGUGCUAAAGCCCCUAACUUUAACGAUUCCAGGAGCUUGGAUUGGAUGAUCAUGAGAGACUUGACAAGUAAUCAACAAUGGCUUCAUAAUACCAAUAUAGAAGCAGACACAAGCAUCUCUCUUCUCAACCAAGCGCCUCUGGAUCUGAAUAUAUAUACAGAUUUCAGUGCGAGUGAAGAUCAUCAUCAACAGAGCAAUCAUCAUCAUCACCAUUUGUUUCCUGGUGUGGAUUCUUCUCUGGAGAGAGGACUCACAGAAAGCCCAAGGGACUUCAUCGAUGCCUGGUCUGAGGGACCCAGUAAGAAGAACUCCAUUUCCUCAAAUGGGAACUUCUCACUUUCCUCUUCACUGACGCUAUCAAUGGCCGCUCACAGCUCCAUCAAUGACGAGAUGGGCCAGAUCCGCAUGGGUCUAGGCCUUAUAGAAUCGGACCAGAGCCAACCCACUUCAUGGGUGGUCUCCACGCCUGGUGGGCCACUAGCAGAGGUACUAAGACCUAGCAUCAUGGCCGGAAAUGGAGAUUCCGAUAGCCCUCAGGCUACCUCUGUGUCCUCCCCAUCUGGGGUUAUUCAGAGAACAAUUGCUUCAUUGUCCGACAGCAGUGGGAGUAGCAGCCCAACAACAUUUGCGAGUUCAUCCAGGGACAACAACUGAGAUUGCAUUGAUGUGAAUGGAUCAAGAGACAUUGGCAGCUUCUGGUUGUGCUCUUAAGAGUGAUUCGUUUGAUUCUUAUGUGUUUUUCUUGUGUUUAUAAGCGAUGCAUAGAUAUAGCUUCAUGAAUCUUUGUGGGUGUGUGUGUUUUGAUUUUUCAUGUCAUUUUCUUUUUCUGAGAGGAGAAGAGACCUUUUUUCCCAUUCCAAGGAAUCCCUUCUUGUUGGAAGUUAUUUUGAAUUAAAAAUCUCUAUGCGAAUUUUGA
Messenger RNA from Tripterygium wilfordii, 2021 nucleotides. Its product is annotated as growth-regulating factor 7-like. Bases 314 to 1759 code for a protein of 481 amino acids. Gene Ontology annotation, cellular component: nucleus. Lineage: Eukaryota; Viridiplantae; Streptophyta; Magnoliopsida; Celastrales; Celastraceae. The record is from RefSeq and is a predicted model, not a curated record. The transcript has 4 exons. Gene Ontology annotation, biological process: developmental process; regulation of DNA-templated transcription; DNA-templated transcription. Gene Ontology annotation, molecular function: ATP binding.